This is a messenger RNA of Procambarus clarkii (red swamp crayfish), 1655 nucleotides long. The record is from RefSeq and is a predicted model, not a curated record. Lineage: Eukaryota; Metazoa; Arthropoda; Malacostraca; Decapoda; Cambaridae.
CAUAUUACCAGAGUCCCCCCGGUGGCUACUGCACACCAGGAGGUGGAGGGAGGCGGAGAAAGAGCUGCAGAGAGCGGCCAGGUGGAACGGCAGGAAGACCUCAGACUGCAGUUGGAUCCUCUCCACCAUCUCCCAGAUGAAGGCUGAGGUGGAAGACAAGGACACGAGCAGCCUAGCCACUAAACAGCAGGAGGUACAGAGCAGCACGAGACGCACAGCUCGCUCUCCAUGCUUCGCCAAGUGCAGGGGAGUGUUUGGUCAGCUGCUGGUCUUCGUACGGACCCCCAUGCUCAGGAAGAUCUCCCUGGUCAUGUACUUCAAUUGGCUCGUCUGCACUAUGGUCUACUACGGCAUCUCCCUCAACUCUGCAAACUUCAGCGUGGAUCCCUUCCUGUACAUGUUCCUGGGAGGGCUGAUGGAGCUGCCUUCCUACACCCUCAUCAUCCCCUUCGUCGCCAAGUUCGGUAGGAAAAUCCCUCUGGCUGGAUUCUUCAUCCUGUGUGGGAUGGCCAUCCUCGUCCUCCUGUUGGUGCAGGAUCAUCGUAGCAGCUGGUGGUUCUUGGGGCUGGUGAUGGUGGGCAAGUUCUUCAUCACGUCGGCCUACCAGGUGAUCUACCUCUACUCCUGCGAGCUCUACCCGACCUCUCUUAGGACCCGAGGCCUGGGCGUCUCCUCGAUGAUAGGACGUGUCGGCUCCAUCAUCUCUCCCUUCAUCAAUGACUUGUUGGGCAUGUACCACUGGGCCAUCCCCAGUACCAUCUUCGGCUUGCUGAGCGUGGCGGCCGGGCUCCUCACAUGCAUCCUCCCUGAAACCAACAGAAAGGCCCUUCCUGACACCAUCGAGGACGUGGAGACGUGGCGCCUUCCGACUUCCAGCAGGAAGGCGAGCAUUGUAGACGACGGUGCAAGGAAAGGGGUCGAGGAGGGAGAUGACCAACGGGAAUCAUCGUGGCUUAACCCUUCCACAACCUUCGUCUAGCACACGUCUCCUGCCUGGUGAAGCAGUAGCUGUAGCAUCAAUAACAAAUACAUCAAUAGCAGCAGCACCAGUAUCAAGAAUAACAGCACCAGCAACAAAUACAGCAGCAUCAAUUGCAUCUACAGCAUCAUCAAUAGCACUAGCAUCAGUAUAAAUUACUUCCAACACAUCACAUUAGAACCCAGUUUUCCUAAGAAAACUACCGGUGUACCUAGGCUUAUGCAACUACUAAUUAAUAGUUACUCAGACCAACAGCACAUUAGAAACCAACAGACAUUAGAAAUAGUUUCAAUGUCAGAGUUAAUCGAUGGAAUGCAUUAGGCAGUGAUGUGGUGGAGGCAGACUCCAUAUACACACUUUCAAAUGUAGAUCCGAUAGAGCCCAAUAAGCUGAGGAAUCUGUACACCAGUUGAUAGAUAAUAGAGAAGCGGGACCAAAGAGCCAAAACUCAACCCCUACAAGCACAUUUAUGCGAGUACAUUUAAGUCUGUUUAAUUACCAGUCGACCGGCCGCCAUAUACUCAUCAGCUGUGUAAUUUGCCAAUUAGCGUGUUACUACACUACACACACAAAUCACAAUUGCGUGAUGCAUCAAAUGAACAAAUCCACAAGGGCCGUGACGUGGAUUCGAACCUGCGUCCGAGAGCAUCCCAGACGCUGCCUUAAUCGACUGAGC